GUAAAAUGUCUUUGGUAAUAAUCAGUUGUUACUUUGUGAAUGCUGUGCUGGAUGUCAAACCACCACAGACGAGUUGUGACCCUGUGAGAGACGCUGGUUGCUGUCUGACGCACGUGAGAGAUCCGAUCAAUAGUGCAUCACUAUUGUGUUGGCAAGGGCUGUUUCUAUUUCACUUGUUGAUUAAUUAAAUCAAUCAGUGAUAGUUUUGAUGAUCAAUUAUGAGAAUGUGGAUUUUCAUGCAUCCCUUUUAAUAUCAUUUUAAAUGAAAACGUUUCGGAUUAUUGGCCAUAGAUCAAAGAAAGUAAGCAGACCUUGGCUCAACUUCUGGAUGACAUUUUGCACAUAAUGGAAAAUGAGAGGUGUUGGCCAGACAAUUUGAGCCCAAAUGUUAUCGGCUUAAAAGAAAAUGACUGUGUGCUUUUGUGUGGAUUUGAUGGCUUGCUCAAGGACACUACGGCAGGCUUAUUAGCCAGUGCAAGCAGCAUUAUGUAGUUCAAACCUAGUUGUGUUUUAAAGCAGAAAUAAGCAAUAACCAGACAUGUGAAGUGUCGACAGCAGAAUAAGUGCACAAUGGAUCAAAAGGCCUUUUUUUUUUCUUUUUUUUGUCAUUCGGUGCACCAUGGAUAAUGUUGCUAUUACCACUGAGUGACAUUACAUUCCAGUUGGCGAUGGUUUUCCUCUCUGUGUGUGAGAGUAUAGCAGCGGGCUGUACUCUGAAGCACCAGUGGGUGCUAUCUUGUCAUUUUCACUUCAUUGCUGGCUCUCAUCCCUCAUUUCCCUAAUGGUGAGUUAGGUUAGUGGAGACUCUCACGGUGGCACAGGCGAAAAAUGAGCGCAGUGGCGCACUAAUGCAGGCUCUUUGAUGAGGAAGUAAUGGAGUGUUCAGAGACAGACACCUGUGCCACUGCAGCCACCCUACCUCUCUCGAUACACACACCACACACACACACUUUUUUCCACUCGCUUCCUUUCAGCAGCUCCGCGGCUCCCCUUCCCUUCCUCUACUCCCCUCCCUCAUCUGUACUAAAGGAAGCCACUCCUCCUCUCACAGAGCUGCCAGCCUUGUUUGCAUAUUAACUGUUUGGUGGCCGAGGAGCAGUGGCUUCACGCCAUGUGACCGCUGAAGCGUGUGUUGACUGUUAUUUCUCUUUUCGUCUCUUUGCUUUUAAUUUUGACACACGUACACGGGCAAACCUGUUCAGUUGAGGACAAAUGUUUUGUCACCACUAACAGCCACUUAUUUCUGUGUUUUAAGUGAUAUGUGAUUCAGACUUUGUCAUUUUUCCACCUUUACAGUAGAAAGGCCAUUCUGCUGUGUUGGAGGUGCAAUAGGUUGUAUAGUUGCGUAGGCAGUUGCGGUAAUGCAGGACACAGUUUUGUCGUCCGUUUAUUCUUUUUUUUUUUCCAUCUGUGCUCACCUGUAUUUGAGUUAACACCCAUUGCCGUUUGAUGUGUUUGUAGUCAAAGCUGACCCCCCCGGUGCUGUGCCCUGGGGGGCAUUAUCUGACAGUGGAUUUGUUUAGCUUGGAUAGGACACUAUUGCGCCGCUUUCGGUAAGUGUGUGGUCUGAUGUAAAGUCCAAACUCCAAGGCCUGGCAUGACAGCUGGAUUUGAUGCCUGCUGCUGCUCCAAACUCUUGGAAAUGACAGUCAUUUGUUUUUGCGCACACAGCAGUCCUCUCCGUCUCUAAAGGAGAUAUAAAUCCGUAAAACCACAGAGAUAUAGCAAGAGAACUUCCACUGUUCUACCAGUGUGUCAUCUCACCGAUCUUAUAACCUCCCCCCUCUCUACUCGCACAAACAUUGACUCACACGUACACAUUUUAAAUAAGGCUGUCCACACCAUUCCAGUUGGUCAGUUGCAUAUAACUUUAUUUAGGUUCAACAUGCAAUGUAAAGCCAUAUUGUGUUGCUUGCCCACAUAUUCACACCAUACUUUAAUAAAAUCACAACAAAGUAGUGUAGUUUGCGAUCGGCUGAGAGGGAUCAGAAUGCAACAAUAUUAGUCAGAGAAAAAUACAAAAUGUUUUUAUUGGACAAACAAUCACAUCUAAGUUCCUACCUUGAAGACAGGCUCUUGUCGUAUAUAUGUGACGAGAUAUAUUUGUUUUUAAGAUUUGACUUGAUGUCUUGAGUCAAUAGCCUAGUAACCUUAACCUGUUUGUAGAUGGUGUUUCAAAGACGUGAUGUCAACAGGCAGACCUCUCCCUAGCUCCAGGUGCGGGGCCGGUAGUCCCGGUAGCACGCAUGUCUCAAUGCGUGCAGCUGCAUGGAAAGGGAACAGGGUGUUGGCCGGGAAAGACGCCUGUUUAGCUGAUCUCGCACAGUAAAUAAAGAUUUAACAGCUGACAAGGUUAUGUCAGAAACUCAGGCCUGACCCAGUGUGCACUGUACCUGGCUUUGGGCCCGCUCUGCAUAAUUCCCAAUACCAUGUGCCUGCCGGUGCACAUGUCCCCUGCAUCACGCUGUCAGGAGUCCCCUGAAAGGCUGGCUUGCUCCUCCUAGAUCUGUUCUGGCGCUCAGGAAGAGCUGCAUGUCUUGGACACAUCCCAGUUUCCUCUCUUGGAUUUAUUUCCCCCCUAAGAGUCAUAGCAGGGUGACCAGGCCUUGACCUCACCACUGGAGACGCAGUGCGGUGUAGGCUGCAUGUUCCUGGUUUGGUUGGGGAGUAUUAUGUCUGCUUUAUACUGUGUUCAUUUCUUAAUGGUUGCAUUUGUGUGUGCAGUCUGUAUUAAGAAUGCAUUUUCAUCCUUUGGGGUAAUUUUUUCCUUCUGUUUGUUCAUCUAGAGUUUCUGUAUGCUGUUCCAUAAAUAAAUCAGCGUGUCAUUGGCAGUAACUUACAUGGGGACUAAAAAAAGCCACGAUGUUGACAAUCUGUGGUGUGGGCGAAAUCCAGUACUUUGGGGGUUAAGUUGUGAAAGUUAAUGUAAUAACUGCUAGCACCAUCUGCUGGCCUACUUCCUUACAAAGAGAGAGAGAGAGAGAGGGAGCGUGUGAGUGAGAGAGAGAGAGAGAGAGAGAGAGAGAGAGAAAAACGAGUCUGGGUUUUAACGACAUCUCUAAUAUUCAUGCUGAUGCAUUUUGCUGCUUUGUGCUUUCAUUUUCCGCUGCUCUGCCUGCCAGAGUGUCGAGCCCACCAUACACGCCCCAGCCAGGGAGAGGUGAGGGCAGCGAGGGAGAACGAGGAAAAAGACAAGUGGGUGGGAAAUAAGGAGGAAAAAACAACCGGCCAAACAAGCAAGCAAGCUGACACAAAAGCCCUUUUGUGUGUAAUAAAAGGAGUAACCUACCUUAUCCUGGCCGGUGAAGGACACGAGAGGCGCAAAAAGGGAAACGGCAAAGCGGAAAGAGCAAGAGAGAACGAGAAAUAAGAGGGACAAGGGCUCAGAGAGUCUCAGGGAGGCAUAGAGAGCGUGUACGAAAGGCAGGCGGAAAGAGGAAUCAAUGAGAGGGGAGGAGAGAGGAGCCAGGGGAAGGCAACUCUGACACACACGCACGGCGAGAGAGCGAGGGAGACUUGGGUGAAGCCGGACGACGGCAAAGCAGCACGCAGCAGCAGAAUGAGAGCUUCCUGGACUGCCACGCACCUCCUCUACCGCCCACAGCGCUGCUCCCUCAUCACCCUGUGAAGAGACAAACGAGGGUGAGAGAGAGAGGGAGAGGGGGAGAGAGAGAGAGAGAGAGAGAGAGCUCCCAUGCGCUCCUCUUGAGCCCUGCCUGCUGGGGGAGGAGGAGACGAGCGGCUCCAGAGCUCUCGCACUGCCUGAGGAGAAGAAGAGCUGACCGGGGAGGAGGAGGGGAGGCAAACUAGGAGAGAGGGAGGGGAGGGGGGGACUCGCAGCUCAAGGAAGAGUGAGAGAAAAACGACUGUUGAAAGGGGAAGAGUGUGUGUUUGUGAGAGAAAGCGUGAGCGAGCAACGGAGAGAGUAAAAACCCGGCGAAAGGGCAAGGCUUUUGUCAGCCGGUUGGAGAGGGGGAGGAAAGAGGAAGAAAAAAACCCAACCAUGUCUACAGUGAAGAGGCCAAGAGGAAGGCCUCGAAAGAACGCUAAUGGUCCCGGUAGCCAGGUACGGGUCCUCAGUCCCCCAGUGAAGAGCAGCUCAUCGUCGUCCUCCUCUUCCUCAUCGUCUUCAUCCUCAUCCAGCUCCUCAUCGGAGAAGAGGACGCCACGGAGGACACAUCAUCAGAUGGAGGCAGCUACACUGGACAAGCAGGAAAAGGCCAAUAGGAUAAUAUCGGAGGCUAUUGCUAAGGCCCGGCAGCGCGGGGAAAAGAACAUCCCCAGAGUGAUGAGUCCGGAGAGUUUCCCCAGCUCUUCCUCGCAGCACAAGCACCGUAACCGCGAGCACAAAGGAAAUGGCAAGGCACGGCUGAAAGAGAAGGCCUGUAGGAAGGCCUGUAUUGUACCCUCCUCCAAACCCAAUAGGAAGGCAAAGAUCGGGAAAAUUGUGAUCAAGAUUGGGAAGAAGAAGAAGCGAAAGCCGGAGUCUUCAGAGGAGUCAGAUGAUGACCCCCCUCCUCGACACGCUGCUAAAGAUGACUCUAAGAGGCGAUCCAAUCGGCAGGUGAAGAGAAAGAAAUACGCUGAAGAGCUGGAGGCCAGGUUGUCGGAUGACGAGGUUAAGGUUAUUGUCAAGGCCAAGAAAGCCAACACUGCAGCAUCCAAACAGCCUGCUGUUCAACUCUUUGUCGAGAAUCCCAGUGAAGAGGAUGCUGCGGUUGUUGACAAAAUCAUGUCUUCUCGUAUCGUCAAGAAUGAGGUCUCUCCAGGAGUGGUGGUCGAAGGAGAGGAGUAUUUUGUAAAAUACAAAAACUACUCCUACCUACACUGUGAGUGGGCCACGGAGCAGCAGCUGGUGAAGGACAAGAGGAUUCAGCAGAAGAUCAAACGUUUCAAGAUGAAACAAGCACAGAGGGCGCUCUUCUUUGCAGAUAUGGAAGAGGACCCCUUUAACCCGGACUAUGUAGAGGUAGACAGAGUGCUGGAGGUGUCGUAUUGUGAGGACAAAGACACGGGAGAGGAGGUGGUGUACUACCUGGUGAAGUGGUGCUCGCUGCCUUAUGAGGACAGCACCUGGGAGCUAAAGGAUGACGUCGAUCAGAGCAAGAUUGAAGAGUUUGAGCAGCUGCAGGCAGUCAAGCCAGACUCGCGUAGGGUGGAUCGGCCCCCAGCCAAUCUGUGGAAGAAGAGGGAACAUUCGAGGGAAUACAUCAAUGGCAACAGCCUCAGGGACUACCAGCUAGAAGGGGUCAACUGGCUCCUUUUCAACUGGUACAACAGACGGAACUGCAUCCUGGCAGACGAGAUGGGCCUCGGAAAGACCAUCCAGUCCAUCACAUUCCUAGAGGAGAUCCUUCGUGUGGGCAUUAAAGGGCCAUUCCUCAUCAUUGCUCCGCUCUCCACUAUUGCCAACUGGGAGCGCGAGUUCCAUACUUGGACCAAUCUCAAUGUCAUCGUCUACCAUGGAAGCAUGGUCAGCAGGCAGAUGCUCCAACAAUAUGAGAUGUAUUUCAGGGAUGCACAGGGCCGUGUGAUGCGAGGUUGCUACAAGUUCCACGCCGUCAUCACCACGUUUGAGAUGAUCCUGGGAGGCUGUCCUGAACUCAACGCCAUCGAGUGGCGCUGCGUUAUCAUCGAUGAGGCCCACCGCCUCAAGAACAAGAACUGCAAGCUGCUAGAGGGCUUCAAGCUCAUGAACCUGGAGCACAAGGCCCUGCUGACGGGUACUCCUCUCCAGAACACAGUGGAGGAGCUCUUCAGCCUGCUCCACUUCCUGGAGCCAGCACGUUUCCCCUCAGAAAGCACCUUCAUGCAGGAAUUUGGAGACCUCAAGACUGAGGAGCAGGUACAGAAGCUUCAGGGUAUCCUGAAGCCCAUGAUGCUGCGUCGGCUGAAGGAGGACGUGGAGAAGAAGUUGGCUCCUAAAGAGGAAACCAUCAUCGAGGUUGAGCUGACCAACAUUCAGAAGAAAUACUACCGCGCCAUCAUAGAGAGGAACUUCUCUUUCCUGGCUAAAGGAGCUGGCCAAGCAAAUAUGCCCAACCUGGUCAAUACCAUGAUGGAGCUGAGAAAGUGCUGCAAUCACCCCUACCUCAUCAAAGGAGCAGAGGAGAAGAUCCUAGAGGACUUCAGGGAGGUGUAUAGCCCCACUGCAAUGGACUUUCACCUGCGAGCUAUGGUGCAGUCUGCCGGGAAGCUGGUCCUUAUUGACAAACUGCUGCCCAAGAUGAAGGCCGGAGGGCACAGGGUGCUCAUCUUCUCCCAGAUGGUGCGCUGCCUUGACAUCUUGGAAGACUACCUCAUUCAGAGAAGGUACUUGUACGAACGAAUAGAUGGACGUGUUCGUGGGAACUUGCGGCAGGCAGCUAUCGACCGCUUCAGUAAGCCCGACUCGGAGCGCUUUGUUUUCCUUCUGUGCACAAGAGCUGGUGGCCUGGGAAUCAACCUCACAGCAGCAGACACCUGCAUCAUCUUCGACUCGGACUGGAACCCGCAGAACGACUUGCAGGCCCAGGCGCGCUGCCAUCGUAUCGGUCAGAACAAGGCAGUGAAGGUGUACCGUCUGAUCACCAGGAACUCGUACGAGCGAGAAAUGUUCGAUCGCGCCAGCCUCAAGCUGGGCCUGGACAAAGCAGUGCUGCAGAGCAUGAGUGGCCGAGAUAACAGCCUGGGUGGAGGCGCCGGGGGAGGGGCAGCGCAGCAACAGCAGCAGCUGUCUAAGAAGGAGAUUGAGGAUCUUUUGCGACGCGGUGCAUACGGGGCCAUCAUGGAUGACGAGGAUGAAGGGGCCAAGUUCUGUGAGGAGGACAUCGAUCAGAUCCUCCAGCGCAGGACAAAGACCAUCACCAUCGAGUCUGAGGGACGAGGAUCCACUUUUGCCAAGGCCAGUUUUGUGGCGUCCGGAAACCGCACAGACAUCUCUCUGGAUGACCCCAACUUCUGGGACAAAUGGGCCCAAAAGGCUGACAUUGAUAUGGAUAUGGCAAACGGCAGAAACAGCUUGGUGAUCGACACUCCUCGUGUCAGAAAGCAGACCAGGCCGUUCAGUGCCACCAAGGAUGAGUUGGCAGAGCUUUCAGAGGGCAACAGCGACAGUGACGACACCAAACCCAAGCUCAGGCGAAACCAUGACCGCCUCAACAGCUAUGGACGCACAGAGUGCUUCAGAGUAGAGAAGAACCUGCUUGUUUAUGGGUGGGGUCGUUGGAAGGAUAUUCUCAAUCAUGGGCGUUUCAAGAAGCAGCUGACAGAGAGGGAUGUGGAGUCCAUUUGCAGGGCCCUGCUGUCUUACUGCCUGGUCCAUUACCGUGGAGAUGACAAAAUCAAAAGCUUCAUGUGGGACCUGAUCGCCCCUACUGAGGACGGACACACCAAGGAGCUGCAGAAUCACCUGGGUUUGUCUGCUCCAGUCCCUCGCGGCAGAAAGGGUAAGAAGAUGAAAACCCAGUCCAGCUCCUUUGACAUCCACAAAGCUGAGUGGCUGAGGAAACACAACCCAGAGCACAUGCUUCAGGACGACGGCUACAAGAAACACCUCAAACAUCACUGCAACAAGGUGCUGCUCAGGGUCAGAAUGCUCUACUACCUGAAACAAGAGGUGAUAGGAAGCCAGGCCCAGACGGUGCUCGACGGCGUGGACUCCAGUGAGAUAAAGAUCUGGGUGCCAGACCCUGACCAUUCGGAGCUGCCAGCAUUGUGGUGGGAUGCCAUCUGUGACAAGUGUCUGCUGCUGGGUGUCUAUAAGCAUGGUUAUGAGAAGUACAACACAGUCCGUGCAGACCCGACCCUGUGCUUCCUAGACCGUGUGGGACGUCCAGAUGAGAAAGCCAUCGCUGCCGAACAGAGAGGCAACGAUUUCAUGGAUGGGGAUGUGGAUGACCCCGAGUACAAGCCUGCUCCAGCUCUGCUGAAGGAUGAUAUGGAGGAUGAUGCCUCUUCUCCUGGAGACUUGGUUGUCACUGACAAUGCCGGAGACGCAGUUCCAGUGACUGGAGGUGAAACUUCCUACUGGCCAUCCCCCUCGGUGCUGACAGCCAGGCUGAGGCGACUGAUCACGGCCUCCCAGCGCUACACCAAGAGCCGGCAGAUCCUCCAGAUCCACCAGAUCCACCAGACUCAGACUCCGUCUCCGUCGACCAUGAUACUGUCUGCUCCACUGUGUCCGCUGCCCCCCUCACUCAACGACACCCUCAACCCCAAGAUGGUUGCUAAGAUUGAACGGCAGCAAAGAUGGACCAGGCGAGAAGAGGCUGACUUCUACCGUGUGGUCUCCACUUUUGGUGUUGUUUUCGACCCAAACCCUGGCCGGUUCGACUGGACCAAGUUCAGGGCCAUGGCUCGGCUGCACAAAAAGACUGACGAGAGCCUGCAGAAAUACCUGUGUGCUUUUACCUCCAUGUGCCGAAGGGUGUGUCGCCUGCCACCCAAAGAGGGAGACUCUGCGGUGGAUCUGUCUCUGACCAUCCAGCCCAUCACAGAGGAGCGAGCGUCUCGUACGCUGUACAGAGUAGAGUUGCUUCGCCAGGUGAGGGAACAGGUUCUUUGCCAUCAGUUACUCUAUGAGCGCCUGCCGUUGUGCCAGAUGAGCUCAGACCUGCCCGUCUGGUGGGAGGCUGGUAGCCAUGACCGUGACCUGCUGAUUGGAGCUGCCAAACACGGCGUCAGCCGCACAGAUUACCACAUUCUGAGAGACGCUGAGCUCAGCUUCAUGGCUGCCCAACGCAACUACAGCCAAACAAAAGCUACACAGCAGCAAUCGCGCACAUCCACCCCACUUCUACACCCUCAGUGCCAGCAGGCCCCCAGCUCAGUGUUGACAGCCUCUCCGCUGCCUCCACCUGCCCAGAGAGAGACAGAGCCCAGUGGGGUUGUACCCAAAGUGGAACCAGCCUCAGAGGGGGAGGAGGGCCGGGAGAAGCAGGGGGAGAGUUGGAGCCCUCCUCCAGCACCGGCUACUCCCACAGGUCUGGAGGAGAAGCCGUUGUCUGAAGCGAGAGAUAAAGAGAGGCAGAUGGUGGCGGCACGAACCAAACCGCUCACACCCAACUCCUCUGAGAGGAAGCCUAAGAAGGCCAAGAGGAGCCGCAGGGAGGCCAGGCGUGGCUCAGAGUCCGACUCAGGUGGCUCCUCCUCAAGCUCUUCAUCGCGCUCCUCUUCCUCCUCCUCAUCCUCCUCUUCUUCCUCGUCACAUUCCGGGUCCAGCUCCUCUUCCUCUUCAUCGUCUUGCUCCUCUGGCUCUUCAUCAUCAUCGUCCUCCUCAUCAUCGUCUGAUGACAGUGGAAGUGAGGGAGAGGAAGGGAAGAAGAAAGUGCCUGCAGCAACAAGUGUGAAGGGCUUCGAUGAGGACAGUGUGGCGUCUCUGAGCACUACGCAGGACGAAACCCAAGACACCCAUGCAGCGGAGAACGGCAUCACCAACAACUCGUCGCAUCCUUUCCAGGGAGGAGGAGGAUACAUGCUCGCUGCAUCCUACUGGCCAAAGGAUCGCGUGAUCAUCAACCGCCUGGACAGCAUCUGCCAGGCAGUGCUGAAGGGCAAGUGGCCUGGAACACGUCGGGUCUACGAGCCUGGAGGUGCAGUGGCCUCCUUCUACACCACCAAGCUGCUGGACAACGCCAACAGCCUGUGCGAGGACCCCUCUGCCUCACCACAGGGGUCAAAGGUGACCAAGCAUGUUGCAGAAAACAAGGAGUUCUCAGUAAAACUGAACGAUCAGGAGGGAAGUCUGAAGUUGACCUUCCAGAAACAAGGUCUACCUCUGAAGAGGCCCCUGGAGUCGGAGGAGGGCCCCCAGGCCCAGCAACAGUACCUGGCACGGCUUCACGAGCUGCAGAGCGCCUCGGACACCGGCCUGGCUGACAUCACCAAGCCUCAGUGCAGCUUCCAGACUGUGCCUCCAGAUCUUACUGGUCAGAUGAGGCUGAACGGAGUACUGGAUGGUCAGCCAGUGGUGAAGAGGCGGAGGGGAAGGAGGAAGAACGUGGAGGGGAUGGACCUGCUCUUCAUGAACAGGAGUAGAGUCCCUUCUGUUCCUGAUCAGGUGCCUCCAGGGUGGGGAGGUAUUGGCCAGGUGGGCAUGGCUGUGGCCCCUGUGCCGGGCUUCAGCCAGAGCUCUAAUCAGGUCCCCGCGGACACCGACAGCAGGGUCCCCGUCAUCAACCUCAAAGAUGGCACCAGGCUUGCUGGCGAUGAUGCUCCCAGGAGGAAAGAUCUUGAACAGUGGCUAAUGGAGCACCCUGGCUUUGUGGCAGACACAGGAGCUUUUAUCCCUGGUGUAAAUAAGAUGCAAAUGCAGUUCCACUUCCAGGACGGGCGGCCCAAGCAGAAGAGGCACCGCUGCAGGAACCCCAACAAGAUUGAUGUGAACAGUCUGACCGGAGAGGAAAGGGUUCAGAUCAUCAACAGGAGAAAUGCUCGCAAGGUUGGUGGAGCCUUUGCUCCUCCUCUGAAGGAGCUGUGCCGGUUCCUUCAGGAGAACCCCGAGUACGGAGUCCCACCUGAAUGGGCUGACGUGGUCAAACACUCGGGUUACCUUCCAGAGAGCAUGUUUGACAGAAUCCUAACGGGACCCAUCGUUCCUGAGGAGGUGAGCCGGCGUGGCCGUCGACCUAAGAAUCCUCUGGCCAAGGCAACGGCGGCAGCGGCAGCAGCUGCAGCAGCAGCACCCAACCAAGCGGUCUCCGCCCUGGGCCUGAACCCCCUGCUGGCCAACGGCCUCCUCUCUGGGAUGGACCUGACCAGCCUGCAGGCCUUCCAGCAAAACCUCCAGAGCUUACAGUCCCUGCAGCUCACCGCGGGCCUGAUGGGGCUGCCGUCUGACGCUAGCAACAUGGCUGCAAGUAACUUGGCUGCCAUGUUUCCCAUGAUGCUGUCUGGUAUGGCUGGAUUGCCAAACCUGCUGGGCAUGAGUAGCUUGCUUGGGAAGCCUGCUCAGGAGUGCACAGGAAGCUCUGAGGAGAAGACGAAAGAGCUGUCUGCCUCUAAGUUCCCCGCUCACACCUCGGACACCAAAGGAGAAAGGACAGAGGGGCCGAACACGACUCCUUCCUCCACUUCCAGCUCCUCUUCCUCUGCCACCGCCCCACAAAGUGCUUCAGCUGCCUCUGCAGCCUCCAGUCACCCACUGUCUCUUAACCCCUUGUUACUUUCCAGUAUGCUUUACCCAGGGAUGCUUCUCACUCCAGGCCUUAACCUUCCUGUGUCUGCCACACAGCCGCAGAGCUCAAACAGUGACCCCACCCUCCCUCCUGCUCGUCCUCCUCCGCCUGCGGUCUCGCAGUCAUCGGCGCAGGAGAUCGAGCGGCUGGUGGCAGAGAGGGACGGAGACGAGGAUGACGAGGCAUUAGACGACGAAGAGGACUCCGCAGAACAAAAGGAGAACAGUGGUCCUGAGGGUUCGGGGAAAGCCGAGUCGUCUUCAUCAGAGUCUGGGGGCUCUUCUUCAUCAGAUGAUUCAGACUCUAGUGAUUAGAACUGAACCCAUGAAUAUAUAAUUAUAAAUUUAUUUAUGUAUCGCCUAGAAAUGUAUACAUAUAUUCACAUAUAUAUGGAUUUUCCAGCACUUAUGUUACGAUUUCUUUACAUGUAAAUACAAGAACUAACUAAAAUGUUGUGUAAUAAAGACUACAAAAACCUUACAAAAACAGGAAAAACUGACUUAAAAAGAACUGAAAUAAAAUUUCAGUGUUUGUUCACAAGGUACAGUCUUGUUUUGAGACAUUUUGCAUGUCAGACUUUAGUAGAUUUCUGAACUCUGUGAACCACAAUUGUGUACAAUUACAACAAAAAAACGGCAUUAUUGUAAUUAUGUCAGGAUUUAAUUUUAUUAAAAAAGUGAAACUACAUCAA
This is a messenger RNA of Anarrhichthys ocellatus (wolf-eel), 11847 nucleotides long. RefSeq names its product chromodomain helicase DNA binding protein 9 (gene chd9). Gene Ontology annotation, molecular function: ATP binding; protein binding. The transcript is spliced from 37 exons. Bases 4004 to 11470 code for a protein of 2488 amino acids. The record is from RefSeq and is a predicted model, not a curated record. Lineage: Eukaryota; Metazoa; Chordata; Actinopteri; Perciformes; Anarhichadidae.